This is a messenger RNA of Oppiella nova, 1111 nucleotides long. The record is from the annotation of a GenBank genome assembly. NCBI's taxonomy places the organism in Eukaryota, Metazoa, Arthropoda, Arachnida, Sarcoptiformes, Oppiidae.
AUGAAUGAGGCAUUGGAUGGCCGACACAACUCUGUCGAUAAUUGUCUGAAAUGGUGGCAAACGCUGUCCACCCGACUGCCCGAUGAGACCCAACUCAUCGACAAAUGUCUUCAUGUGGUUGCCGUCAACGCCAGGAAUAUAUUGAAAGGCAAAGACAUUAUCAAUGUAUCGGCCGUUGAGUUGACGGCACUGCUCGAGAGGAAUGAUUUGGACGUCAAGGAAAUGGAUGUCUUCACGGCGUGCGUGCGUUGGGCGCAACAGCAGUGCAUCCGACGUGGGCUGGUAUACGAUGACCACAGUCUGCGGCAAACACUGGGGCCCGCCUUCGAUAAGAUCCGCUUCCCAGUGAUGUCUUCCGUCGACUUCGGAUACAUUGUCAACAAAUACCACAAUCUGUUGACCAAAGCAGAGAUCUGUGCACUCCUUGCGUACAUCAACUCCGGUAUAUUCCCGGAGAUGCCGAUCCCUUUCAACGCCAAACCCCGUAUACGAGACACUAAUGGCUACGUCCUGUCCGUUACGGCCAAUCCAUUCGUGCCAGUCUGCUAUCAGUCAUCCGUCCAACCCCUGGGCAGCCCUCAUAGCGCCGGCUGUUGCUCGUCCACCGGCUGCUGUACGCCCACCGGACCGCCCACUCCGCCAGACUACCCACACCUAUCGCCGCGACCAGCGCUACUACCGGUGCCCAUAUCACCGCCGGCCGCCACCUCCUCCUACGCUCGCUCUGCAGUUCAGUCACUUCCCGACCACAGAUUUGCACACUUCUUCACAACCAAUGUGAGUAUCGAGGAACUGGCGGCCGAUCUCUCCAAACGCAAUGGCUAUCACUGGCCGUCAAAUAGUGGACAAUGCCAUCAACCAAUCAAAUCAAAAUUUUGUAAUUUAAAUGCGAACAAUGAAAUCAAUUUGAAUGGCUAUCCGGCUAUUCCUACCGAUGAGGACACCAGUGGUGGUGCUGUCGCUUUGGGAUACAUUUCCGAUGAUAGUCUUCAAUAGCUACUUAUUAUUAUAUAUUUAAGUUUGUGAUUUACAAAAUCAUUAUACCUUAUACUCUAGUUAUUUGUUACAAACAAAUUGUAUUACCCGAAGUGUUUUGAAAUUUAUGUUACCC